Scatophagus argus is the source of this 5338-nucleotide messenger RNA. RefSeq names its product estrogen-related receptor alpha (gene esrra). Bases 1101 to 2402 code for a protein of 433 amino acids. Gene Ontology annotation, molecular function: DNA-binding transcription factor activity; sequence-specific DNA binding; zinc ion binding. The record is from RefSeq and is a predicted model, not a curated record. Gene Ontology annotation, cellular component: nucleus. Gene Ontology annotation, biological process: regulation of DNA-templated transcription. The transcript has 7 exons. NCBI's taxonomy places the organism in Eukaryota, Metazoa, Chordata, Actinopteri, Scatophagidae.
AUUCCAGUAGGAUUAUGUCUAUUAAUUUUAUUUUGUAGUCUCCUCUGCCUCAGUUCAUUCUUGUAAGGCUGUGAUGGACAUUCAGCUGGCAAUGUUAACGUCUUCUCAGAAAAUUCUCACAGACAAAAGUGGGAUGUGGAAGGAGAAAUGCAUCAAAACAGCAGAGAACUAUUCUGAAGGUGUUGGCUUCUCAUUUCAUAUCCAAAAUAUGAAAAGUGGCCAGUGAUAGCUUUGUGUGCAUCAUUCUGUUACAAUCAAAUCUCAUAGGACAUGUUGAAAGGAUGGGCUGUGAUUGCCAUGUAAGCCUAAAAAGGAUAAAUAAGAGACAAGAUUGGAGGGCAGAGAGGAUGGCUCUCUGAUGAAGUGGUAUAAAUCAUUGUGAGAGGAGAAAGAAGCAACCAAGGUAUCAGUCUUUGAGAUGCUGUAUGCAGCCUGGGGGUGGAAAAAUUUCUGUUGAACAGAAUCAAAAUUUGCAAAGUGAAGAUAGAUGCCUGAAAUUUACGAAUGUGCAGCGCAAAACAAAUGAACGCUGACUGAAUUAAUACCACUCACCAGUUAAAUGUCAGUCAGUUUGUAGAUCAUCAUCCAUGAGUCUAUACUUUUGAUUCAUGACUAAGAGACUUGCAGUAAGUUCAUUUAUGAUCAUGCCUGUCAGCUUAUUAUAAGCUUAUAUCAGUUUUAUAAUCAGGACUGAACAUAUUUCUCCACUGUCACCUACUAACAGCGACCUUUUGUGAUGUUCCUCAAUCUUAUCAUUUCAGAUUUUUUCCCUAAACACUAAACUGUAAUGUUAGUUUGUCACAUUCAAGCCUGUGUAAACGUCUACUGAAAUUAAGCAGUUCAACAAUGAUAAAAAGUGUAUCUAGGGUGCUCUUUGAACUAAUGCGUUUUCGCCCCAGUAUAUCCAUCCAUAAUCAUCUACCUGCGGCGAGAGAAAGCCCAUAGUAGCCCGGCCCAUCUCAACACACACUUAGCCGACACGAGCUAGCAGGCAGCUGGCAGUCUGGCAGUCUGGAAACCGAUUUUCUGUCAAACGUGGGUCAUGAUAUUACACCGUGUAGAGACUUAACGUGCUAUACCAGUCACCGUUAUCAGAUAUCAUGUCUUCCAGGGAGCGGCGGUCAGAUGUCUACAUAAAGGCAGAACCAAGCAGUCCAGAGGGAGGUGGGGGAGGUCGAACCAGUCCCGGUGGUGCCUCCUCAGACUCUUCUCAGAGUGGAGGUGGGGGAACCAGAGGAGACGGUGCUAAACGUUACUCCCCGCCACUCUACACACCAGCUCUGCGUUGCCACUUCAAAGACGAGGCGGGUGACGGGGCAGAGGAAGGUUCCACUGGAAACGGGGCAGGGCGAUGCAAGUAUGCCCUGAGCACGCUGCCCAAGAGACUGUGUUUAGUAUGUGGAGAUGUGGCCUCCGGUUACCACUAUGGCGUGGCGUCAUGUGAGGCCUGCAAAGCAUUCUUCAAGAGAACCAUCCAAGGUAACAUUGAAUAUAGCUGUCCAGCAUCGAAUGAGUGUGAGAUCACCAAGCGGCGCAGAAAGGCUUGUCAGGCAUGCCGCUUCACCAAGUGCCUCAAAGUAGGCAUGCUGAAAGAGGGAGUUCGUCUCGACAGGGUUAGAGGUGGUCGGCAGAAGUACAAAAGACGCCCAGAAGUGGAAAAUGCAACAUACCAGAGUGCCCCUCUACCACUGACAAAGGAGAGUGAAAAAGGUUCCUCCAACAUCAUUGUAUCCCACCUGCUAGUGGCAGAGCCAGAAAAGUUGUUUGCCAUGCCUGACCCUCUGCAGCCUGACACGGCCCAGCGCACACUCACUACCCUUUGUGACCUUGCUGACCGUGAGCUGGUCGUCAUCAUUGGCUGGGCCAAACACAUUCCUGGCUUCCUGUCACUGUCCCUAGCAGACCAGAUGUCCGUGUUGCAGUCAGUGUGGCUGGAGGUGCUGGUGCUGGGUGUAGCGUACCGCUCGCUUGGCUGCGAGGAUGAAGUGGUGUUCGCAGAGGAUUUUGUCCUUGAUGAGGAAAUGUCACGUGUUGCUGGACUGACAGAGCUAAAUGCAGCAAUUAGUCAACUUGCUCGUCGUUUCCGUGCACUAAAUGUGGACCGGGAGGAAUUUGUCAUGCUAAAAGCCAUCGCACUCACUAACUCAGACUCUGUUUACAUCGAGGACAUGGAGGCGGUGCAGAAGCUGCGGGACCUCCUUCACCAGGCCCUACUGGAGCUGGAAUGUCAGCGGCGCCCAGACGACCCCCAGCGAGCAGGACGUCUCCUUUUAACAUUGCCUCUCCUCAGGCAGACUGCUGGCCGUGCUCUUACCACCUUCUACAGCAUCAAGACCCGUGGCGGCGUACCCAUGCACAAACUCUUCCUGGAGAUGCUGGAAGCCAUGAUGGACUCUCCCUAAAGCGGGAAGCUGCAGAAGUUAAAGGGAAUGGAGAAAAAACAAGACAGAGACCUAGUCUGCAAGAGUGAAUGAGAAAUGAAAGAUUUUAUCAGAGAAUUAAUAAUGAGGACAAUGGUCCCUUUUCCUUAGGCUACAUGAAGAAAAGAAUAUGAAAAAAGAAAAACCUUGUAUUCAUGUUCCUACUUGGGAAGUGGUUAUUUACGGUAAGAUGUAACUGCCAAACUUCAGUAAAAGGCUCUGAGAUCAAAGAGUGAAAAUGUGAAUGCCAGAAAACUUCUCAGUUUCAACUAUUUUCAUGGCGUGUUCCAUCACAGCAUCAAUCUGCACUUGCAUAACCACAGAAGAACAAAGUUUAGGUACCCAACAACAGACUGCAAUCAUGUGGCUUUUGAACUUUUUAAAAAUAAAGCAACAUCAACUCAUGAAAGCCAUAAUUAUAUAUCUGGCAAAAGGCUUGAGGGUCCAGUAUAGGGUCAGAUUCACAUGCACAUCGAGUGCGUUUAUUUACCAUAGUUUAGUGUGUCAGUGUAGGCAAAUUCAUAGGAAUUACUUGCAAUAUGUUAAAAGCAAUAUAACUCGAUUAUUGUCUGUCACAUAAAUUGUAGAUAAAAUGGUGAGACAUCAGGUUGUGCUUGUAUAUCAGUAGUUCUCUGCUCUCAGGACCCCAAGUGUUGUCGGGGAUGCCACGAGUGGAUUUAACUGUCUGGUAAGAGUGAAACCCACCAGCACUUUUGGGGUCAAAUAGUGGAGUUGGGAACCACUAGUGUACAUGGCAGGUGCAGGAUUCUUUAUAAAAGGUUGUGCAGUGUGUAGUCCAGGAGAAGCACAUAAUAAAAUGCUCUGCUUGGAAGAUGAUAUAUUCAGUGUUGUAUGUAAAUCCUAUUGGCAUACAAAAACCUGGCUUCCUUACAAGCAAAUGUGUGCAUUCCUGUGCAGUCUAAACCAGUGAGCUACACUGAGAUCAGGGAAGAACACAACUCUUUGUCAUUAAAGCCAGUGUCGGAACAACAGUGGUUAGAAAAGAAAUGCAUAUGCCUCAUCUGCUUUUUUAUACUUUCCUCCCCUACAUCUAACCACUAUUUUCGACUUCAGCAGCUGUGCUGUCCAGAAAUAAUGGUCUAACCUAUUGGACUUGGGGGCUGUAUAAUGCCUAAUACUAACCUAUAUGGUUGACAGGUGAUUUUGCUGCAUUUUCUGCAGUAUUGAAGAACAUUGCAUAAAAGAGCUUGUGCGAUGUGAGACCCCUCCAUUGUGUACGUGCAUCUGUUGAACUUUAACUUGAAAGUGGCUCAUGACAACAAGGAAUGCAACAUAUGCAACAACAUCUUUCUUUCGAUGUUGAAACCUUGUGUGACAACUUCCUGAAAGUCCUUCUCAUUGUUCAGCAGGUUAGUAUACUUAGAAUAUAAAUGGUCAUUGUAGGAAGCUUCACAUGCAAUGCAAAGCAACAGUAUCUGAUGUCAGAAUCAGAUCUGUAGAUGAAAUAUUAAUUGAACAAAGGGCCAUUGAUCUUUUAGCCAUGUACAGUUCAAUUUAAAUAAAAAGAAACAUGCAAUUUAUAGUGGAAGAUAAUAAAGCCAGCAAAUGUGAUACAAAUUCCCCAUUACAAUUAUAUUUGUGCAGCUUACGGUGUUCUGAAAUUUGUAAAGACUUGAAACUUGCUUUUUCAUACAUUUUCCUUUCUAGGGUUCAAGGGUAUUUUAUUCACAUUGUGACACUGUUGUAGGUUUGGUAUUGAAAUGAAUCUUAAUGAAUACUAAAUUUUUUUUUGUUUGUUUGUUAUGUUAGCAGUGGUGUGUUUAUCUGGAGCUGAAUGUCAUUCUAGGGAUCAAUUUACAUGACUCUAUAGAUUUAGCAGCACGGUGAGGCUACAGAGGGCUACCUCAGGAGGCAGAGUGAGCCAGAUGGCCAAAUAACUGUGGAGGCAAAUGUAAUUGUUGAUCUUUUGAUUUGUCCGUUUAAAUAUUGGGUCUAUUGAAUGUCUUGCAGUUGUGCAAACCUGAGAUCAUUUCUUCAUUUGUUUUCGUAACUUUAACGCGUUCUUGGCUCAUUAAUCAUGCUUUCUAAGAUGCAGCAUGAUACAAAGUGUCUCACACGUUGGGGGUUGGGGAGUGCAGGCCUGUGGUUGGUAUGGUUUCACAAGAAUAACUGCAGCUCGAAAACAUUGGAGGUCAUUCAAAUUUAAAGACAGUACAACUUGUAACGCAGACUCAAAUCUCAGACUCUCUGAUUCACCUGUGAUGAUUCAUAGGACAUAGGUUACAGCUGUCAUAUAAAAGUUUUUUGGUCUCUGAUUUGUUUACUAACCUAAUUUGUAAAAAAAAAAAAAAAAGUAAUCAGAAUUCUUAAGUGAACAAAUGUAAGAUGCUUGGGUCAGAGCUGUUGUCUCUUCAUAGUGACUUUUUCAUUAGCACACAAAUAUGUUUUAGGUACAGUUUGUUAGGGUGAAGGCAAGGCCAUUUGCAGUGUCACUGUUAAAAUUAUACAGCUAUUUGUAGUUUUAUUAAAUAUGUGCGCAUUAAUAUAAAUGAGCAAUACAAUAAAUUACCAAACCUCACACAUUUCCUUGUAUAGCCACAGUGUACAUUUAACAUUGCCAGUUAUAAAAAGAAUAGCAACUAAACGUUAUAUUAUUUAGAAGUUCAAAUCAAUGUUUGUAUUUUGAAAGACUAUUUAAAAUGAUUAAAUUCUAUUUUUUACUCAAUUUACCGUUGUUUGUUGACACUGCUUUAUUUUUGUGUGUGAUGUUGGCUGUGAAUCUCUGUGUGUAGGCUUUUUUUUUUUUCAUUUAGAUAAAACAGUUUGAUGUCCUUGUCUAAACAUGUCCACAUAAAAUCACUGUGAAAAAAGUGAGAAUUUCCACUGUCUGACGCAACAGGGAGUGGAUUAUUGUAGGUGCUUUGUGUUGUGUAAUAAAUGGACACACCACCACCACA